AUACGCAUAUUUCCGGAUAGUAUUAGUUUGGGAUCGGCAAGAAAUGACUUCCCAUGCCAUAAUAAGCAGUUUGAACUUUCCUACUAACUUCUCCUCACAACCCCAUUUCAAUUUUCGUUCCAAAACCAACUUUGCUUUAGCUUUUCAACUGUUAAGCAGAUCUACAAGAAGAGUUCUCUCAAAUCGUGCUAUGGGCUCUUAUGCUUCUUCUCAGAAACCCGACAAAGUUUAUGAGACAAGCAAGGUAGGUUAUACUUCUAUAAGUGAUGAAGAAUGGAAGAAGCGGCUCACAGGGGAACAAUUUUAUAUAACCAGGCAAAAGGGGACCGAGAGGGCUUUUACUGGGGAAUACUGGAACACCAAAACCCCCGGAAAUUACCACUGCAUAUGUUGUGAUACCCCUCUAUUUGAAUCAUCAACCAAAUUUGACAGUGGAACUGGUUGGCCAUCCUAUUAUCAGCCCAUAGGAGACAAUGUGAAGUCAAAGUUAGACUUGUCAAUUAUUUUCAUGCCUCGCCAAGAAGUUGUCUGUGCUGCUUGCAAAGCUCAUCUUGGUCAUGUCUUUGAUGACGGCCCCCCACCCACAGGAAAGCGUUAUUGUAUCAAUAGUGCCUCCCUGAAAUUGAAACCGAAUUAAGAGACCAAAGUCGGGCAAGCACACUAGAAGAAUACGAUCUUAUGCCAAAGUUUGAUAUGAAACUUGUAUGUAUAUUUGGACUAGUUGUUCUUUAAGCUCUUACUUUGAGACUGAAAUACUCGAAUUGUAUUGUCUAUGCUGAUUAUUUGUCAAUUGCUCCAAAUUGAGUAUGAGCAUACGACGAGAGUGACGAAAUACUUGUAGUGAAAUGUUGAAUGCAAUCAAUAAAUGCCUAUCAUAGAAUUGCAGAA
Molecule: messenger RNA, 888 nt
Organism: Cornus florida
Lineage: Eukaryota; Viridiplantae; Streptophyta; Magnoliopsida; Cornales; Cornaceae
Product: peptide methionine sulfoxide reductase B1, chloroplastic
Exons: 5
Coding region: 44-637 (197 amino acids)
Biological process (GO): response to oxidative stress; protein repair
Cellular component (GO): cytoplasm
Molecular function (GO): peptide-methionine (R)-S-oxide reductase activity
Source: RefSeq, a predicted model, not a curated record